GCUCGUUGAACAGACCCCCAAGGACAGUGCCGCGCUAAACCAAAGCGAACCCCCCCCCUCGCCUCCGCCGCAGGACGUGCAGCGCGUCGGAUCCCUCUGCAGCACCGCGAGCCCAACCGCCAGUCAGUCAGGCCAGCAGCAUGAGCGACCAAGUGUCCGACGACCUGCUCUGGUCGCUAGACAACUUGAUCAAGAAGGAUGCCGGCGCCGACGUGGAGGCCGACGCGGACCUCGUGCGCGCGAGCUUCUACACGCAGGACAACAUGCUGGGCUGCUCCAUGAUCGGCAGCGACCUGGUCUUCGGCCGCCGCGAGUCCGUCAAGCUCGCGCAGGAUGACAGCCACGCAAUGGGAGGGUACGGGCGACCCACGGGCUUGAUGGGCUACGGCAUCGAGGAGGACGAACUGGACGACGACGUGACAAUCGAAGAGCGCAUUCCCGCCACUUUCAGCGCCACGCAGCCCAGCAGCAACAUCAGCUACCCUCGACACUCGUCGAGCCAGCACAGCUUCAGCGAAGACACGGACAGGUCCUUCUCGUUUGCGUCCGAGGAGGAGUUCAACAUGGGCAACAUACCGGCGCCCUCGCCGCAUCGGAAACAAUCGACGAGACGAAUGAGUGAUGGCGAUCAGGACACAUACGAGCAGCGCAUCGAGGCGUCGCUUGCUGGGUUCAUCACCCAGUCGCUGAAUAUCGAGUCGCGCAUGGCCGCGGAGCAGCUCGCGGACCGACCGUUUACGAUGAGUGAUCUUGCGCACUUCAACCCGCAGUUCGGACGGGAUAUUUAUCUUAAACGUCUAGGACAGAGUCUGCAGGAGCAGGAAGGCGAAGGGAAGUCCCUCGCUUCGUAUCGAAGGUCUACUCUGCAGCGAAUGUCCACGCCGUCGGACAUUAUUCGGCAGGGGUGGAUUUUGAAGCGCGGCGAGGUUGUUCCAAGCUACCGGAAACGCUGGUUUACGCUGCGUCGGAUGCCGCAAGGCCCGAUGCUGACGUACGCCAAGGACAACACGGAGGGAGCACCGUCGAAGAUUAUUGAUCUCAGCUCGACAUCGCGCUGCCUCGUCGUCACCGGCAAGAACGCGAAGGAGCACGAAUUCAAAGUCAUGACAUCGGCAGAUUCCUCACGACGUGAACACUGCAUGGUUGCAGCCUCUGGCUACGAGAUGACGCAGUGGGUGGUUGCGAUCCAAGCUGCAAUUAACUCGGGAAAUUGCUCGACGUUUGAUGGGGCGACCGACUUCCAGCAGCUUUGGCAUGAAGCAGGAAUCCAGGGUUUUUUAGUUCGUUAUGGUGUGCGCAAGUGCAGCUCGCGGAAUCGACUUCAAACUCGAGUCCUCGAGCUUAACUUUGCUGAGCAGACACUCACGAAUUCGCGGCGAGGUGAGACGCUUACGACAUUUCACUUCACAGACAUUCGCGGCAUUUCGGCGAGUAGCAUACGCUCGAGCGGUGAGGAGCAUGGGAUUAGUAUCGACUUCCACGGUCGACACCGGUCCUGGCCAAUUUUCUUGGAUUCUGUGGAGGCUCGAGACGAUUUGUUCGCGAUCUUGCAGCGAAUUGUGGACAACGUGGUGACUGGCGCGGACCUGGAGAAACGAUCUUCUCGCUUGACGCUGAAGACUGGCCAUCUCGAGACGAAAAACGCGGGGCCCCACGCUACGUUGCGCGGCCGGUUGUUUGUCUGUCUUCAUGAAAACUGUAUCGUAUUUUAUCCUGCGGACGGAGACACCACAACGCGCCCGUGGUAUGUCAUCGCCUUAAAGGGACUUCGACUGUCGGUCCGAGAGGAAAAGCGGAUGCUUUAUGUUGGUCGGCUGGCGUUAGGAUGCUCGUCUUCUAUUGAAUGUCGUGCCUGGUAUGAUGCCAUUUCUGCGGCUAUGGUUCUACCUUCAGAGAUCAUCGAAAUCGAGCUGAAGGAGAGAGCGAAGAUCCGUGGCGUCUUCCAUGCGUGUGUGUCUCGGCUGCGAAAAUUGCUCAAAGCAAAAGUCACGCCCGAAACAAAUGGACCGCCGAAAGACCAGAAGACGGUUAACCUGAUGAUCACCAAGCUGUGGGAACUCGUGUUCCCGGGUGAACCGUUCACGUCAAACACCGAUCCGAAGUGGUUGGAGAUUGGCUUCCAAAGAGGAGGCCCGGCGUCUGAUCUUCGGUCCAGCGGUUUGCUUGGACUCUACUGCUUAAUCUUCUUUGCUAGCUUUCCUUCUAGCGAGUUCCAGCGAAUCCUGAAACGCACGCGGCAUGGUAGCGUCAGCAAGUCGAGAUCAUCAAUUCGACCGAACACAUUCUCAUCGUCGCGGCCAUUAAGUGAGUAUGAUUCGUGGGAAGAAAUCGUCGAUGAGCCGCAGAACCACGUCUUCGAGACUAUCUUCUGCCUGCUUUUCCCGGUCCUCGACUCGCUUUUUGUUGAAAUGGGAGCGGGAUACAUGGAGUUCGGCCAAGUCACGAUCGCGUUCCGACGCCGAGUAAACGAGAUUUUCAACGCCCAGCCAAGGUCACUGAAAGAACUUCAAAAUCUGGCGAGCGAGCCGUGCACAGGUACCCUUGCUGUGCCAACGGUGUUGGCACCUAAGCAGCACAAGAUCAGCAAGCUUCGUAUGGGCAAGAAAAUAGUGUAA
Phytophthora sojae is the source of this 2615-nucleotide messenger RNA. RefSeq lists its product as hypothetical. The transcript is spliced from 4 exons. The coding region runs from base 141 to 2615 and encodes 824 amino acids. The record is from RefSeq and is a predicted model, not a curated record. NCBI's taxonomy places the organism in Eukaryota, Oomycota, Peronosporomycetes, Peronosporales, Peronosporaceae.